UUCAGAGCCCCAUCAUCAGUGUCCACUCCUGAAUCCUACUGCCUAAAGAUCCACCAAGAUGAGCAUCCAGGCCCCGCCCACACUCUUGGACGUGGUAUUGCAGAUACUGCUGAGGAAUGAGGCCUUAACAUUCUCUUUUCUGGAGUACCUGCCCAAGGAGCUCUUCCCACCACUUUUCAAAAAGGCCUUCACCAGCAAGCAAACUAACAUCCUGAGGGCAGUGGUUCAGGCUUGGCCCUUCCCCUGUCUUCCUUUGGGGUCCCUGAUGAAGACUCCAGACCUAGAGAUCCUUCAGGCUGUGCUGGAUGGGGUGGAUAUGCUGAUUGCACAGAAGGAGAAGCCCAGGAGGUGCAAACUGCAGGUGCUUGAGUUGCUCAAUAAGCACCGGAACUUCUGGAACAUAUGGGUUGGAACAACGAAAGGCAACUGCUAUCCCCGGGUCAUUAGUAAAACGCCAACAGUGGAGGACCGAGCAGUUCCUGGGGGGAAGAAGCAGCCUUUGAAGGUCUUAGUUGACUUUUGCCUCAAGUGCCCUGAUCUGGAUGAAUACCAAAAAUAUUUCUUCCAGUGGGCUGAGCAGAGAAAAAGUUUGCUACAGCUGUGCUGUCAGAAGCUGCAGAUUUGGGAAAAGCCUGUCUGUAGUGUCUUAAGGCUCCUGAAAAGUCUUGAGCCAGGUUAUAUUCAGGAGUUAGAAGUAAGUACAUUAUGGAGGCUGCGGUCCCUGCCCCUGACAUUGUUUACCCCUGACACUGAAUACAUGAGAAACCGCAGUAGAACCAAUGAGGGUGUAGAGUUAAUUGAAUGCAUGUACACAGCACUGGAGGAGAGGAUUGUUACCACAGUCAUUUCUCAGUUACCGAAGUUCAGCUCACUCCAACAUCUCUGUUUGAAGGAAGUACAUUUCUUCAAGGUCUCCCUGGACCAAGUACUCAGGUCCUUGAGGAGUUCCUUGGAGACCCUCGCAAUCACUCACUGCCAUCUUUCACAGUCAGACUUGAAUUGUCUGUCCAAGUACCCAAGCAUCUAUCAGCUCAAGCACCUGAACUUGAGUGGUUCCAAAAUUUUCCAUUUAUGUGCCAGGCCCCUUAAAGUUCUACUAGAAAGAGUCUCAGCCACUCUGCAGACCCUGGAAUUAGAUGACUGUAGGAUGGAGGACUCCCAGAUCAAGGCCCUCUUGCCUGCCCUAAGCCAAUGCUCCCAGCUCACCAAGGUCAAUUUCUAUGGAAACUACAUCUCCACAUCUGUCCUGAAGAACCUGCUGCAGCACACAGCCAGUCUGAGCCAGCUGUCCUUGGAGCUGUACCCUGCCCCUUUCGAGUGUUAUGAUGUCAUGGGUGGUUUUCUGGUAGAAAGAUUUACUCAACUUGGCCCGGAACUCAUGGAUACACUGUGGGCUGUAAGGAAGCCCAAGAUAGUCUGCUUUGCCUCCAAUGUCUGCCUUAAAUGUUAUGAACGCUGCGUCUAUAUCCAGGACGUGUGUCUAUGUUCCUGUUGGCAGUAAUGAGAAGAAGGUAAUUUCUGGGCACUGGGAAAUGAAACUCUGGUAUCCCAUGAAGGGGCCAUAGAGAACGUUGCGUAGGUACUGUUCAAAGUGUGAGGAGAAUGUGAUAUACAUAGCCAGUUCUUAUGAGAGGGAGAAAACUUGGCACAGAACAGAGGUUUCAGGGAGACAGAUGUCUUCAGGAGACAGAAAGAAUUGUAAAUUUUUAAAUGUGGCUCCUGACAAGCUAGGUAAAUGACAGGUUCCUCUGCAAUGGCCUUGGUAAAGUACUGGUCAGAGCCUGGAACUCUGAUGCUCUCUCCCUGAAGUCCUUUGGGAUCCGUUAACCUGCUCUCUAGUUUCAGUGUUAGCAAAGCUCCAUGACUACAGAGAAGGGAAAUGAGGCUGGAGCCCAAGAACUCAGCCUCAAAAUAAAUCCUCUCGGUGGUCAUCAUUCCAGUCUUCACUCAUUUCUGGGCAUCUGUUCUAUCCCCUGUGAGACUGUCAGGGGGUCAUGAGCACAGAUUCAAGCUCAAGUGAGCAGUGCAGAGCUAGUGUCCAAUGGUAGAGAUUGGGGGAAUGGUAGGGGGUUAUUCAGGAUACUCUGGCUAUGAGGGAGCAGGGAGACAUGGAAGAGGGUAAAGUCAAAUGAAAGAGCACAAGGAAAGAAAUGGGGUCUGUAAAAUGGAGUAAACAGCACAUUGGAGGCAAUCAGUUUUCUGGACCAUCUAGGACUCGAGGAAGCUGAGAUGGGUGGGGACCAGGAUUCUAAUCAGUCAUUUCCUAGGACUGAAAGACCUAGGAAAUGAGUUUGCAAAGGGGAAGUAUGAUU
Messenger RNA from Nannospalax galili (Upper Galilee mountains blind mole rat), 2312 nucleotides. RefSeq names its product PRAME family member 12-like. NCBI's taxonomy places the organism in Eukaryota, Metazoa, Chordata, Mammalia, Rodentia, Spalacidae. Bases 59 to 1501 code for a protein of 480 amino acids. The record is from RefSeq and is a predicted model, not a curated record. Gene Ontology annotation, biological process: negative regulation of DNA-templated transcription; positive regulation of cell population proliferation; negative regulation of apoptotic process. The transcript has 4 exons. Gene Ontology annotation, cellular component: cytoplasm.